AUGGAGAAUCCAAAUGAAUCAUUCAAUAGUUUAUACAAGUACCCUUCCCAACAUCUAGCAGAUUCAUGCUGCAUGUCUAAUAAGAAGAAGGAGAAAUGGAAGAUUCAAUCACAAUUACAAAAAACCUUUUCUCCAUACACCCACAUUUUCUUGCUCCUCCAGCUUCUGCUCAUUUCUGCCUCACAGCCAGUUUUAAGCCAAGUUUGGGAUGGUGUGAUUGUCACCCAAGCUGAUUUUCAAGCACUACAAGCCUUCAAGCAUGAGCUGGUUGAUCCCAAAGGCAUCUUGAGAAGCUGGAAUGAUAGUGGAUAUGGAGCUUGUUCUGGUGGUUGGAUUGGAAUCAAGUGUGCUCAAGGCCAAGUUAUUGUAAUCCAGCUUCCUUGGAAAGGACUAGGAGGCAGAAUCACUGAGAAAAUCGGCCAACUUCAAGAACUAAGAAAGCUUAGCAUCCAUGACAAUGUCAUUGGUGGCUCAAUCCCCCAAGCUUUGGGGUUUCUCCCUAAUCUUAGAGGUGUUCAGUUAUUCAAUAACAGGCUGUCAGGUUCCAUCCCACCAUCAUUAGGUUCUUGCCCUUUGCUUCAAACUCUAGACCUUAGCAAUAAUUUACUCAUCGGGUCUAUCCCCUAUAGUCUUGCAAACUCUACCAAGCUUUUUAGGCUCAAUUUGAGCCACAAUGCCCUUUCGGGGUUAAUUCCAGUUAAUCUCACACGCUCUUCUUCGCUUAUUUUUCUUGAUCUUCAAUACAAUAACCUCUCUGGUGCCAUCCCAAACUCUUGGGGUUCAACACAAAAGAGGGGUAAUUUCCUUCCACUUCAGUACUUAACCCUUAGUCGUAACUUCUUUUCUGGAAGCAUACCUGCUUCUUUGGGCAAGUUGAGUGAGCUCCAAGAGUUUUCUGUUAGUCACAACCAAAUACAUGGAGCCAUACCUGUUGAAAUAGGGGGUCUUUCCAGGCUCAGAACACUUGAUCUUUCCAAUAAUGCCAUUAAUGGAAGCUUGCCUGGUAGCCUUUCUAAUAUAUCCUCACUUGUUCUGUUGAAUCUUGAGAACAACAACCUUGAUAACCAAAUUCCAGAAGCCAUUGGCAGAUUGCGUAAUCUUUCUGUCCUCAACUUGAAGAGAAACCAAUUUACUGGUCACAUUCCUGCAACAAUAGGAAACAUUUCUACACUCACACAACUUGACUUGUCACAGAAUAAGUUCAGUGGAGAAAUUCCAGAUUCCCUUGCCAACCCAAAUAACCUUAUGUCAUUCAAUGUUUCUUACAAUAAUCUCUCAGGUCCUGUUCCUGUUCCUCUGUCCCAAAAGUUCAACUCAAGCUCUUUCGUGGGGAAUAUUCAGCUAUGUGGAUAUAGUGGUGCAGCUCCAUGUCCUUCUCAAGCGCCUUCUCCAAGUGUCCCUGCUCCGCCACCAGAGAAACCAAAGAAACAUCAUCGUAAACUGAGCACCAAAGACAUAAUUCUCAUUGCAGCAGGAGCUCUUCUCAUUGUAUUGCUUAUAAUUUGCUGCAUUUUGCUUUGCUGCUUGAUAAGGAAAAGGGCUGCAUCAAAAGCAAAGAAUGGUCAAGCCACAGCAAGGGCAGCAGCAGCAAGAGGCGAAAAGGGGGUCCCUCCAGCGGCAGGUGAAGUUGAAUCUGGUGGAGAAGCUGGAGGCAAACUAGUCCAUUUUGAAGGGCCAAUGGUUUUUACAGCUGAUGAUCUUUUGUGCGCAACUGCUGAAAUUAUGGGAAAGAGCACUUAUGGGACUGUCUAUAAGGCCACAUUAGAGGAUGGGAAUCAAGUUGCAGUGAAAAGAUUAAGAGAAAAGAUCACCAAGAGCCAAAGAGAGUUCGAAAGCGAGGUUAAUGUCCUUGGUAGAAUCCGACACCCAAAUCUUUUGGCAUUGAGGGCUUAUUAUUUGGGACCUAAAGGAGAGAAGCUUCUUGUUUUCGACUACAUACCUAAAGGGAGUCUGGCAACAUUCCUCCAUGCCAGAGGACCCGAUACACCAGUUGAUUGGCCAACAAGGAUGAAAAUAGCUCAGGGCAUGACGCGCGGCCUGUUCUAUCUUCACAACAAUGAGAAUAUCAUACAUGGGAACCUUACAUCAAGCAAUGUCCUUCUUGAUGAGCACACAAAUGCAAAAAUUUCAGAUUAUGGCCUAUCUCGGCUAAUGACAGCUGCCGCCAACACUAAUGUAAUUGCAGCUGCAGGUGCAUUAGGUUAUCGAGCACCAGAGCUUUCAAAGCUUAAGAAAGCAAACACAAAAACAGACGUAUACAGCCUCGGAGUGAUUAUUUUGGAACUUCUUACAGGGAAGUCUCCUGGCGAGGCAAUGAAUGGUGUGGAUUUGCCUCAAUGGGUUGCCUCUAUUGUCAAAGAAGAGUGGACUAACGAAGUUUUUGACUUGGAAUUGAUGAAAGAUGCCUCGAUAAUCGGAGAUGAGUUGCUUAACACAUUGAAAUUGGCUUUGCAUUGUGUUGAUCCCUCACCGUCAGCGCGACCAGAAGUUCAACAGGUCCUCCAGCAAUUGGAACAGAUUAGACCAGAGACAGCUGCAAGUCCCGGACCCUCCGGAGAUGAUGGUGCAGGGGUUCCUUCAACGAGUGAUUGA
Molecule: messenger RNA, 2592 nt
Organism: Dovyalis caffra
Lineage: Eukaryota; Viridiplantae; Streptophyta; Magnoliopsida; Malpighiales; Salicaceae
Source: the annotation of a GenBank genome assembly